AUGGGAUUCUUGCACCCCGAUUUCGUGGUUCAAGGGAAGGCCCUCAACGGAACUGAAGCUCUUUCGGCUACAGAGGUGGAUACCCUUGCUACUUUGCUAAUGGACUCAUCCUAUGAGUAUGAAGGUAUUGCAGAAGAGCCACUCAAGCAGACCUGGAACUUUGCCUUUGUCAUCUUUGCCUAUGUUCUCGCUUGUGUUGCUUCCUACAGUGCUGUUCACUUGAUGGAUCACUGCCUUUGGAGGUCAGAGGAAUUGAAGAAGGCGGCCAUCAUCAAGUAUCCUGAUGUCUAUGCUGCUAUCAUGUUGGGGUUUGGUGCUGUUUGGUGCAUGCACUUUGUGGGACUGUCAGCUGUGACAAUAGAAGGGAUACCCAUUUGCUACGAUUGGGCCAUUACUGUUGGGUCUCUUGCUGCUGUGGUAGUUCUGAUGUUUGGGGCAAUCAAGGUAGCAGGGAAUGAUGUAUUCGCAACACCAGAUAGGAUCAAGGUCUUGGAGGGCAUUGUGGGAAACAACUAUGUAUCGGACAAGGAAGCCGCUUGGAAGCUCACCAAGGUAACCUGUUUCUACAGGUUGCAGCACUUGGCAAUGGGCAGCUUCCUAGCUGCUUCUGGGGCCAUAGUGAUGCAUUACACAGGAACCAUGGCCAAAAAGGGACCAUUCAGAAAAGAAUGGGAUGUGGGACUCAUUGCCGUAUCCUGCUGCAUGGCCCUCAUCUUUUGUUUCGUUGGUUUUUGGAUUAUCUUCCGUUUGCAGUGGAGGAUCAGUCAGCAGUGGCUUCGAUACCUGAGUGCUGGUGUGAUUGCCUUUGCAUUUUGUACACUACACUUCUUUGGAAUGCUUUGUGUAACAUACUUUCCUGGUGACACCUCCUCCUAUACAUGCCAGAAAGGAUCGGACAAGAAUGGCACCAGUCCCGGUGCCUGGACUGGCCAGCAGGUUGUCAUUCUUGCGGUCGCCAUAAUUGUGCCUACACUUGCCUUCUUCAUCUCCAACACCAUCAACCAGGAACUCAUCCUGGCAUAUCAAGUGACAGCAAGAUCCAAUGCCAUUGUGUCAUCCCUCUUUCCAGCCCAGAUCCGAGAACGGAUGAUGGCCGAUGAAAAGUCCAAGCUCAAAUCAUUUCUCUUCAACACGAGUCAUGAUUCUGAGAGUGGCGAAGACGUUGCACCUUUUAGUGACGAUGAAAGCAACAAAAAGAAGUCCAAGCCCAUUGCAGAUCUAUUUACUGAUACCACAGUCAUGUUUGCUGACAUUGCAGGUUUCACAGCCUGGUCCAGUGAGAGAGAGCCAUCUCAAGUUUUCACGCUACUGGAGACUAUUUAUGAAGCUUAUGAUGAGAUCACCAAGCAGCAAGGUGCCUUCAAGGUGGAAACAGUCGGAGACUGCUAUGUUGCCGUUGCAGGGCUUCCCGACCCGAGAAAGGAUCAUGCUGUUGUGAUGAGCCGUGUAGCUUCUCGUUGUGUCUAUAAGAUGGGACUGCUCACCAAGAGAUUGGAGGUAACACUUGGGCCUGACACAGGAGACCUGAAUGUCCGGAUUGGCUUGCACAGUGGUCCAGUCACUGCAGGGGUGCUCAGGGGUGAUCGAGCUCGCUUCCAGCUGUUUGGUGACACCAUGAACAUGGCAGCUAGAAUGGAAUCAACUGCCUUGCCAGGAAAGGUUCACGUUUCAGCUGAGACUGCAGAACUGCUCAAGGCUACAGGGAAGGAAAGAUGGUUAAUCCCAAGAGCCAAUGAAGUCUUUGUGAAAGGGAAGGGCCAACUCCAAACCUACUGGCUAAAUGUAAAGGGGUCUUCCCCCAAGUCACAUGACAGCAGUGAUAUAAGCUCAUCCCAUGCCCAUCUGGAAGAAAUUUACCAGAUCCCAAAUGACAAGGCAGCAAGACUGAUUGAAUGGAAUGUGGAUAUUCUAAAGGGGGCUUUGAAGCAGAUUGUUGCUCGCCGUAAUGCUAUGGCCAAAGCAAAGAAGAAAGCUAUGCUACCCAGGGCUAAAUCAUGUGCCAUCAUCCAACCUCCUGGAGCUGUGGGAAGUGUGAUUGAUGAAGUCUGCGAGAUCAUUGAGCUUCCAGACUUUGAUCAUGAACUAUCCAAGAAACAAGAAGAUCCAGAGUCCAUUGAACUGCCUGAAGAUGUUGUGCAGCAGCUCAAAAAGUAUGUGACCAGCGUUGCAGAUCUCUACCACAACAAUCCUUUCCAUAAUUUUGAACAUGCGAGCCAUGUGAUUAUGUCAGUGUCCAAACUCCUGUCCCGUAUUGUUGCCCACUCCUCAGAUAGAAUUGAUACAGGCAAAUGUGUGGCCUCCAGCCUCCAUGACCAUACGUAUGGCAUAACUUCGGAUCCUCUUACGCAGUUUGCCUGUAUCCUAUCUGCAUUGAUUCAUGAUGCUGAUCAUGUUGGUGUGCCCAAUACUCAACUUGUGAAGGAAGAGACCGAAACAGCCAAGCGAUACAAGGGCAAGAGUGUAGCUGAGCAGAACUCUGUUGUGCUGUCGUGGGAGAUGCUCUUGCGUCCUGAGUAUUGUGACCUGAGGGGUGCCAUCGCUGCAACAGAUGCUGAGUGGACACGCCUCAAACAGCUUGUUGUCAAUUCUGUGAUGGCUACUGACAUCAUGGACAAGGACCUGAAGGGGCUGCGAAAUGCUAGAUGGGAGAAGGCAUUCUCAGAACAGGAUCCAAACGAGGAUGCACGUGUGACCACCAACCGCAAGGCCACAAUUGUUAUUGAGCACCUGAUUCAGGCUUCCGAUGUGGCUCACACAAUGCAACACUGGCAUGUGUACAGGAAAUGGAACCAGAGGCUAUUUGAGGAGAUGUACAAGGCCUACAAGGAGGGACGUUCGGAGAAAGACCCUACUGAAUUCUGGUACAAGGGAGAGAUUGGCUUCUUUGACUUCUACAUUAUCCCGUUGGCAAAGAAGUUGAAGGACUGUGGCGUUUUUGGGGUUGCCUCUGAUGAGUACCUGACCUAUGCCCUUCAGAAUCGGAGGGAAUGGGAAGCACGCGGGGAAGCAGUUGUCGAUGAGAUGAUUGAAAAGGUGAAAGCUGUUUGGGAAGAAGAGGUAGAGACCACAGACACCUUUGAUGAUGAAGCGAGCAUGGUUUCACUGAAUGACUAG
Messenger RNA from Seminavis robusta, 3114 nucleotides. Lineage: Eukaryota; Bacillariophyta; Bacillariophyceae; Naviculales; Naviculaceae. The record is from the annotation of a GenBank genome assembly.